AUGACCACUUACGCUAAAAACAUCUUCCCAAUGUGUCAGGGAGUCGCCAAAUGCGCCACGGAGCAGAAAACAGCAUUCGACAAAUAUUACUUAAAGACCGGGCAGGUCAAAUAUUUCGACAAGGCAGAUGAAGGCAAACUCGAUAAGGCACAACGCCUUGAUGAUCUCUACGGCGCUUUGACCAGCUUGUCUGAGCAGCUGCCCACGUCCAUGAGUGAAAAGGACAAAAAGGCUCUCAUUCAAAAGGGUCUCAACGAAUAUUACCGUAAGAAGGAUGCAGCAGCAGCAUAUCUUCAUCUUGGUAUGAACCGAUCGGAGAAGCCAAAGUCACCCAAGGACGCUGUCGCUUGGUUUGACGAGACCCAGAAAACACUCAAUGGCUUGAUUCACAAUCUUCAGCAAGUCCUGAACGGUUGGAAUCCCUGA
Molecule: messenger RNA, 426 nt
Organism: Diaporthe amygdali
Lineage: Eukaryota; Fungi; Ascomycota; Sordariomycetes; Diaporthales; Diaporthaceae
Exons: 1
Coding region: 1-426 (141 amino acids)
Source: RefSeq, a predicted model, not a curated record